AUGAAAUUCAAUAUUAUAUUAUCAGCACUUUUAGUGUUGUUAGUAUUCAAUCUUGUCAGUGGUAAUGAAAAUGGAUAUGGUGGAUGUAGUUGUGCUGAAGAUUGUAAUGAUAAGAAUUCUUGUACUACUGAUGCUUGUGUAAAUGGAAAAUGUGUAAAUACCCAAAUCGCCUGUGAUGAUUCUGCUCAAAUUCGUACCCCUGGCUGCACUCAUACCCCAAUCAGUUGUGAUGAUAAUAACCCAUGUACCGCUGAUAGCUGUGAUUGUUUGAAGGGAUGUAUACAUACUCCAAUGAACUGUGAUGAUCACAACUCAUGUACACUAGAUCAAUGUACUCCAACCGGAUGUACCCACACACCAAUCGCCUGUGAUGAUUGUAACAGUUGUACAGUAGAUUCAUGUGAUUGUGAUAAGGGCUGCGUUCACAAACCAAUGAAUUGUGAUGACAAUAACCAAUGUACCUAUGACAGCUGCUCAAAUUCUACUGGCUGCACUCAUACCCCAAUCAGUUGUGAUGAUAAUAACCCAUGUACCGCUGAUAGCUGUGAUUGUUUGAAGGGAUGUAUUCAUACUCCAAUGAACUGUGACGACCAUAAUCAAUGUACUUUGGAUAAAUGCUCCCCAACCGGAUGUACCCACACACAAAUCACUUGUGAUGAUGGAAACUCGUGUACCUUGGACAGCUGCGACUGUGAUAAGGGCUGCAUUCACAAGCCAAUUGCGUGCGAUGAUAACAAUGCAUGUACCUUGGAUACCUGUUCAAACUCCACUGGAAAAUGUGACCAUACACAGAUCUGUUGUGACGACCAUAAUCAAUGUACUGAUGAUUUUUGUGACUCUGUUAAGGGCUGUAUGCAUACAUCUGUCAUUUGUGAAGAUGCCAAUCAAUGUACACUAGAUUAUUGUGAUAAGGACAAGGGCUGCCAACACGUUCCAAUGAAGUGCGACGAUCAUAACAGCUGCACCAUAGAUUCCUGCAACUGCGACAAGGGCUGCCAACAUGUUCCAAUGAAUUGCGACGACCAUAACAUCUGUACCAUCGAUACCUGUUCCAAUUCUACCGGCUGCGUUCACACCCCAAUGAAAUGCGACGACGGAAACGCCUGUACUGAAGACAGCUGCGACUGUGUUAAGGGCUGCGUUCACAAGCCAAUUGCAUGUGAUGACCACAACGUCUGCACAGUCGAUAGCUGUUCAAAUUCUACUGGUUGUUGUCAUACCCCUAUCAGUUGUGAUGAUAAUAACGCCUGUACAGUAGAUAGCUGUUCCAAUUCUACUGGCUGCAUUCACGAGCGUAUCAAGUGUCCAAACAUGGGUCCAUGUUUCGAUAAUAUUUGUGAUGCCGCUGUUGGAUGUUACCACCGUCAGCGUCUCUGUGAUGACAACAACAAAUGUACAGUAGAUAGCUGUUCCAAUUCUACUGGUCAAUGUACCUACACACCAAUCACUUGUGACGAUGGAAACUCGUGUACACUAGACAGCUGUGAUUUAUUGAGAGGUUGUAUACACACACCCAUUACAUGUGAUGAUUGUAACAGUUGUACAGUUGAUUCUUGUGACUGCGAUAAGGGCUGCGUUCACAAACCAAUUGCAUGCGAUGACCAUAACCAAUGUACCUAUGACAGCUGCUCAAAUUCUACUGGUUGUACUCAUACCCCAAUCAGCUGUAAUGACAAUAACGCCUGUACAGUAGAUUCGUGUGAUUGCGAUCGUGGCUGCCAACACAUCUCCAAGACAUGUGAUGAUAACAACAAAUGUACCACUGACAGCUGUUCAGUAACCACCGGUGACUGUAUCCAUACUCCUUUGAUUUGUGACGAUGGAAACUGCUGUACCGUUGAUAGCUGUGAUUGUUUGAAGGGAUGUAUUCAUACUCCUAUCAACUGUGAUGAUCACAACGCAUGUACCGUAGAUUCUUGCUCCGCCAAUGGUUGCACUCACUCGCCUGUCAAUUGUGAUGACGGAAACCCUAACACCACAGACACCUGUGAUUGUACAAGAGGUUGUAUCCACACACCAUGUGCUUAA
Messenger RNA from Heterostelium album PN500, 2028 nucleotides. It is a transcript of the gene ecmB, whose product is annotated as extracellular matrix protein ST310. The coding region runs from base 1 to 2028 and encodes 675 amino acids. Gene Ontology annotation, molecular function: protein binding. The record is from RefSeq and is a predicted model, not a curated record. The transcript is spliced from 3 exons. NCBI's taxonomy places the organism in Eukaryota, Evosea, Eumycetozoa, Acytosteliales, Acytosteliaceae.